UACUUAGACGUGACGAUCGUUGACAGGAUCGUUUCACUUUUAGUCGAGCUCAACAAAGAUGUAGCGGAGAAACGUUUUCGCAUGAUCCUUGAGGAAGGUGCGAGAGUUCCGGUUGACUUUGACUGGGCGAAACCAGAAUUGCCGCCAUAUUAUGACAAGAAAAAAUAUCAGAUGGGUCAACAGGCCUUUUGCAACAAUUUUUUUUCGAUGAUGAUCGGGAAACUGUCCGGUUUGGUGUCCCUUUAUUCUAUUAAGAGCAUAUUGGACGUGAUAAUGUACACUAAACAAAGCCAUAUUCCUUGCUUGGCUUAUCGCAGGUACGCGAUGACGAUUUUUCAUGUACUCGUUUGGCUCGAAGAGGAUCCUGAGAAGUCCAAGGAAUUUCUAAAAUCUUUGAAGAUCGUACGAAAGAAGCAUUGUGUCGCAUUCAAAAAAAGCACCGAGGCUGGUUUACAGCGGCCAACGCAGUUGGACAUGUGUCUUACUCAGUUCGGAUUUAUUGGAUAUAUCUUAAUCGGCACUGAGAAUCUAGGUAUCAAGGUCACUCACGAGGAAAUGGAAGGCUUGGUCCAUGUCUGGAGGAUCAUCGGGAGCAUGCUCGGGAUGGAGGAAAAAUUCAAUCUUUGCUCGGGAACAGUUGAGGAAGCACGUGGUCUUUGCCAAAAUAUAUUGGAUAAGGUGUUCAUACCAGCUUUGACAAAUAAAAAUGAACACUUUGACUCGAUGAGUCAGGCGAUGCUGGAAAGCUUGUCGGCCAUGAGUUUUGCCAUCCAACCACAAGCGUUCAUCAUGUUCACAUAUUACUUGGCAUCUAUAUCUGCGUCCAAUAAUAAUCACUCCAUCAGAAUAGAUACUUCGGGCAUGUCGUUUUACAACUGGUACCUAUUCAAUCUGCAAUGUUUCGUGCUAAAGUACCUGAUGCGACCUAGUGCUUGGUGGUCCUCGUUUUUCCGAGCGAUAUACAAUAGUAUGUUGCAACUCUCUUUAAUUAUUGCGAAGAAAUAUCCCUACUUCUCCACCGCUAAUUGGAGAUAUGGCGAAAAGUAUUCUGAUGUCAAUAUCUUCCGUUAUAAUUUCGAUUAAACGGAAAAGAAAUUGAAAGUUGCAUCAAAAUUGACGCUUAAUCAAAGUAGAGAACUUUGAAACAGUUAUACGUAAUCAACUUAUUAUAUAAGUAUAGGAUAACGGAAUCAACUUAUUGUAUAGGUACUUAUUGUAUACGUAUAGGAUAACGUAGAUUUCCAUAAAAAGAGAAAAAAACAAAAUAAUACGCGUCCAUUUACAUUUACUGAUAUAUCAUUAUAUAAUUUUAUGGAAAUAGAAGAAUAGAAGACACGCUCAAUAACGCAUAUAUAAUAACUUGAUAUGACUUAUUGUAAUACGUAACAGUAUAAUUAUAAGAAUUAUUACGGCACAAUGAGCUUCCAAUUUACAGUACCUGAAGAGAAGAGAAGUAUUGGAUGUGACAUUACAUUAAGUUGUUAAUUGCAAUGUCCGAAUACUUAUAAAGUAUUCAAUGUUUGAAUACUUUAUGAAAUGUUUAUAUCAUAAAUGACGUUAUUAUUUCCUAGACGAAACAAGCUUUUAAAAAAUAUCUUAAAAAGACGUUUUAGACGUCCUUUAGAUAUUUUUCUGAAUUUUAUUUGUUAACAUAGUUCAUAAGAAUUUUAAGAAAUCACGAAAAAAUAUAAAAAGUGCAUUUCGUUAUAUAAACGUAAAAUCUAUACUAAAUCUACACUCUUAUUAUACAGAAUACUUUGGAAUAAAAGAAUCGCCAGUUCGAUCGUUUACAAGUUACAUACUACAAGCUAUGAAAGCAUCUCGUCCCUUAAUAAUCGAGAUUGGACUUUCGACAUCGCGAUUAUAGAUAUUUCAUUUCGACGAAAUAAAUCACGCAAAACUUUAAUUAGUUAAUUAUAACAUAAGUUAGAUGCUUUGUAUAUAUAUUAUAUUAUUAUUA
Odontomachus brunneus is the source of this 1960-nucleotide messenger RNA. RefSeq lists its product as uncharacterized. Lineage: Eukaryota; Metazoa; Arthropoda; Insecta; Hymenoptera; Formicidae. The coding region runs from base 82 to 1083 and encodes 333 amino acids. The transcript has 5 exons. The record is from RefSeq and is a predicted model, not a curated record.